CAGUCUACUUCCGAGAUAACACGCGACGGCGGUGGCCGCGGCGGACACCGGUCACUCUGCGAGUGUCGGACGUUCGUUUGCUCCGAUCGGUUUUUAAUUUAAUAAAAAUCCCGAAUACUAUUUAUUUGUAAAAAAAUUAUAUUCAACUUUUUAUAUUUAUAACUACGUAUAUUUUAAUAUAUUUAAUAUUUAUAACGCUCCCGACGAAAAGAUUAAAUUUUUUCUCUACUGAACAUAAUACAAUAUUCGUACGAAUUUCUAUGUAUUUUUUAAUGUAAAGUAUCAUAUUUUCUCGGUUACAUUUUAUAUACGUAGGUCUACGGACGAUUGUCGUUUAAAUAUUGUUUUUUCUCUCCAAAACUCCGUUCGAAUAAAAAUAUUAUCAGACACGUUUAUCGUAUUACUGUCGACCGAACAGCGUGUAAUCAAUAUCGGUGACGAAUCGUGUUUUCUAUAAUACAAAUUGGUAUAAUAAUAGUAUUAUUAUUUAUUAUAAAUAAUUAUUAUUAUGCGUGUCCGGUAGUGUUUUUCUGAAGAGCGUUUCGUUGUGUCGCGUCGUGGUGACUUGCGUGUACUCUUGUUCGAGAAACAUGAUGUCAUGGCCUACGGACGCAAAUCGUCGGUAUUGUCGUAAGUCGUAAGCGUCCAAAAAUAACCCCCCGGCGCCUGAACAGCCCUUGUCGAGCCGCCUUCGACGGGAAAAAUGAACAACUUUAUGGAUUAUUUCGUCACCAAAGAGAACUACACGAACCGCGGCCACUGGGCCCGGGCCAGACACGUUUCCGAGACCGAAAGCGAGUGUUCAGCUGCUGAACGGGCCGAAGAAACCGCCAGACAGAAUGCCAGCUCUCCACCUUUGGCCAUGGGACCCGUACAAACCACCGAUGACGACGGCAUAUCGUUUUGUGAAUACCACGAUUUACCUCCGCCCCCCGAUGGAGGAUAUGGUUGGGUAAUAGUGUUUGCCAGCUUUAUGUGUAACAUGGUCGUAGAUGGUAUCGCAUACACAUUUGGUGUUUUCCUUGGAGAAUUUGUCAAAUAUUUCGGGGAAGGCAAAGGCAAAACUGCAUGGGUGGGCAGUUUACUCUCUGGAAUGUAUCUCAGUGCUGGUCCUGUGGUCAGUGCAUUAACCAAUAAAUAUGGAUGUCGUGUCGUGUGUAUGGCGGGAAGUGUCAUUGCAGCAGUAGCUUUUGCGCUCAGUACACUGUCACCUAAUGUCAAUGUCUUGAUGCUGACUUACGGAGUUAUGGGUGGUAUUGGAUUUGGCCUGAUUUAUUUACCAGCUGUUGUGUGUGUCGGCUAUUAUUUCGAGACCAAACGGUCAUUAGCCACUGGCAUUGCUGUAUGCGGUUCAGGGUUCGGUACUAUGGCAUUUGCACCUCUGGCCAACAUACUCCUCGAGCAUUUUGAUUGGAAGCAAUCCAACCUAAUUUUAUCUGGACUUAUAUUAUCAUGUGGCUUAUUUGGCGCUUUGAUGAAACCAUUGGAAUAUCCGAAUGAAGGCUGUAAACCGUUACUUCAGCGCAUGGCAGACGAAAAGCGCAUGCAAAUGGAACGAGGAUCUAUUGGCGGAUCAUAUUUUAUUGUGCAACUCAAAGACGGAUCGUUAGAGAAGAGACAAAAGUUACCAUUGAACAUCGAUCCUGGUGUUCAUUCUAGUUUUAAUCUAGAUGAGUUAGUUGGUAGUACGGGAUCUCCAAUCACGCCGAUACCAACAAUGGCUGUCUUACCUACUAUUAGAGAAGUUAAAGCUCCAGAACAAAGUGGCUCCAGUAAUAGCUCUAGCAAUGCCGGAAGCGGAGAAUUAAAAUCUGAAAAGAAAAAAGACGAAACGAAACCGGGGGACGCUGGACAAAAUGGCGAUAAGCCAACUAAUGGCGAAAAACCUUCAAAUGGGGAAACCAACAGCGAAUUAAACGAAGUAAAAGCCGCUAUUCCUAGAAACGCAUCUCAACCGGCAUUCACAACUCAUGUGCAAGGUUUACCAAAGAAUGGAUCCGUGCCAUUUUUUGACAGAAUACGCAAAACUAGUGCUAGUGAAAGAUAUCGGCCAACUCUAGGUCCCAUUAAAGUAUCUAGACCAAAUUUAAAUUCUAACGGAGAUAUACGAAAAUCGAUACACUUGAGACUGUCAAACGUUUCCAUUCUUGGCGGCAGCAAGAACAAUAAUGCUGAAGAUAUGUGGUCAAAUGUUGACACUGAUAGUAUAGGAUACACUUCAUCAAAAACUAGCAUUGGUGGCCACAGACGAGAGACUGUACGGCCAAUGUCUAGAAAAGACAUAUUUUAUUCUGGAAGCGUACUUAAUUUGCCAGAAUACCGUUCUCAAAAAUCAUUAGCUAGUUAUCGUCAGAGUAUUUUAUCAUUACCCAAAUCUAUGAUGAAGGACAACGAUAAAGACGACGAUGAAGAAAUAGAUGAAGGUUGCUGUCCGUGUCUUCCUGAAUCUAUAAAUUCUGUAUUAUCUUCCAUGAUGGAUACAAGUUUGCUCAAAGAUCCAGUGUUUAUGACCAUCGGUAUAAGUAACGUUUUUGGCAUGGCAGGACUUUAUGUGCCCUUCGUUUAUUUAGUAGAUUAUGCUACAGAAGCAGGUAUCGGUAUCGAUUCGAAACAAGCAUCAUUCCUCUUAUCCAUAAUCGGUAUAACUAAUACCAUCGGUCGUGUAGUCUGCGGUUUUGUUGCUGAUUUUCCCUGGGUAGAUUCAUUGUUGUUGAACAACAUAUGUUUGCUGAUAAGUACGGCCGCUGUUGCUGCGACUCCGUUUUGUGUUACCUAUACUCACUAUGUUAUUAUGUCCGUCUUUUUUGGUAUCGCUGUUUCCGGCUACAUAUCGUUGACAUCCAUUAUUCUCGUAGACCUCUUGGGUCUUGACAAAUUAACCAAUGCCUUCGGUUUGCUGAUAUUGUUCCGUGGCGCAGCAGCAAUUGUGGGAUCCCCUCUUGCCGGCGCCAUUUAUGAUUGGAAAAAAUCGUAUGAUUGGCCGUUUUUUAUGGCAGCAGUGUUUUUCCUCAUCUCGGCUAUAACUAGUUUUAUGGCAGCUCCGUUGAAACGGUAUAUAGACCUAAGACAAAUGGCCAUACCACAAGAGGAGGAUGACGCGCUAACACCUAUCGACGAAGAUGACGAAGAGGACGAUGAAGACGAUGACAACAACCAUCAUCAGGUUCCUACCAUAAUCGAAACAGCUCCCACGCCCAACAAACAGCCACUACAAGAAAUUAAAGAAAUAGAAUCUGUAGUUUAAACAAAAAAAAUUAUAUAAAUAAACUUUUGAUAAGUUUUAUUUUUCCAAUUAUAAGACGAGCGUUCAUCUAAUUUUGUAAGCAUUUAAGCAAUUUUUUUUUCUACAUUAGCAUUUCUCAAGCAAAAGAAAAAAACAAAGAAAUAUUUUUAUGUAAAUAAUAAUUGUUUUAUUUCUGAAUAAAGAGAUUUCCCAUUUAGUUAACAAUUAUAUAUGCCCAAACAUAAGAAAAUUGUCUAUGUAUGUAAAUAAUAAAAGUAAGAAGUGUUCGACUAAUUUAAAUAUUGAAUUAUAUAAGUAUUUUUUUUAAUUUUUUCUUAACAAACUUUAUUAUGAGAUUAUUUUAAAAUACAACAGUUAAGCAUGUAGGGUUUUAUACAUGUAUAUCUAAUAUGUAUGUACAUACAUUUAUUAUAUAAUAUAUUAUUAAUGCAUGUGUGUGUGUAUAUAACAUAUUGUAUACACAUUUUAAAAUAUUAUAUAUAAUAUAAAUUAAUUAUGAUUUUUUUCAAAUGCAUUGUGCCAGUUAUGAAACACGUGUAGAAGCUGUGAUAACUUCUUAAUUUUUAUUUUUAUCAAGGGGCAUUUAAUUUUAAGUCAUCUAAGUGUUAAAAAAUAAAACUUACCUAUUUUUUUCUUAACAAGUUUACUCGUACUUGCGUAUUCUACUUUUAAUAACAUUUAAUUGAAAAUAAUUUAUAAAUUUCGCUUUGUAAAUACCUAUUAUUUUGAAACCAUUCUAUUUUAAGGUUUUUUUUUUAAGUAUACU
Molecule: messenger RNA, 4010 nt
Organism: Adelges cooleyi (spruce gall adelgid)
Lineage: Eukaryota; Metazoa; Arthropoda; Insecta; Hemiptera; Adelgidae
Product: monocarboxylate transporter 1
Exons: 9
Coding region: 704-3244 (846 amino acids)
Biological process (GO): monocarboxylic acid transport; transmembrane transport
Molecular function (GO): monocarboxylic acid transmembrane transporter activity
Source: RefSeq, a predicted model, not a curated record